Messenger RNA from Dujonia railenensis, 450 nucleotides. The record is from the annotation of a GenBank genome assembly. NCBI's taxonomy places the organism in Eukaryota, Fungi, Ascomycota, Pichiomycetes, Serinales, Debaryomycetaceae.
AUGGCUGAGAAGUUAUCAGAACAACAAAUCGCAGAAUUCAAAGAAGCUUUUUCUUUAUUCGACAAAGACAGCGAUGGAAAAAUCACCACUAAGGAAUUAGGUACAGUGAUGAGAUCCCUUGGUCAAAACCCAAGCGAAAGUGAAUUAACUGAUAUGAUAAAUGAAGUCGAUGUCGACAGUGAUGGUACCAUUGACUUUCCUGAAUUUUUAACCAUGAUGGCAAGAAAGAUGAAGGAUACCGACCUGGAGGCUGAAAUUGCUGAAGCCUUUAAAGUUUUCGACAGAAAUGGUGACGGAAAGAUUAGUGCUGCUGAAUUGAGACAUGUGUUGACCUCCAUUGGUGAGAAAUUAUCUGACGCCGAUGUCGAUCAAAUGAUCAAGGAAGCUGAUACCAAUAACGACGGAGAGAUUGACAUUGUUGAAUUUACUCUGUUGCUUGCUGCUAAAUAA